CCGAAAUUUCUCCCGUCUGCUAUCAGAUCCGUUUAGUGACCCGGGCCGCUAAUGAACUGCGGCGUAUGUGUGUACUCGACUGUGUGUCUCCGCGCACCUGGACUUGAAUUCAAAUAAGAAACUCUUCAAAUAUUUUGUUUUCUUCCUAUUCCAUAUCGGACUUAUGCUGACCUUUUAGUGUGUCAACUUUUGUUUUCUUUUUCUCUUAGUUUUCUUCUAGAUCUAGUCUACAAGUUUACGUUGAGGCCUUUUUAUUUGGUCUUUGGACCAAGUUUUUCAAGAAGAGGCUGUGGACUUCUUUCGACAUGUGAUAAUGAGGACAUGAGACCGUUAAGAUCUAAUUGUUAUCAGGCCAGCUGUUGAUUGGAUAACAGAAAGAUAACAAAUUUGUACCAAGUUAAACCUAGUUAGAAAACUUCCUUGUCGAAGCGUUUUUACGAAUUUGGUUGGAUUAUUUAGACAAUUUUCGUAGAAACGAUGGCCAUCAUAACUAAACAUCUCCUGAUUAGCUACUGUCUCUUCAUCAGCGUGGAGUCACAAUCCAACAGGCCACCAACUGUGAACAGCUUAAAUAAUUACUUUACUGUAUUUGAGAAUGCAUCCACAGGUUCCCUAAUUUAUCAGUUCAAUGCUACUGACCCUGAUAAUGAUGUGCUGACUUUCAGCUUUGGAAGUUCUGACACAGAUUCACUUGUCAAUGUAACACAACUUUCAUCCAGUGGUAACAUCUACACUUGUGGCUUAUUUCUCAAAACUCAGCUUGACAGAGAUAAUAGCCCUAGUGUAAGGCAGCUACAUGUUAAGAUAAAGGAUUUGUUAUUUGAGAUCACUUAUAAAAUUUUCAUGAUCAUUAAUGAUGUCAAUGACAACCCACCAACUUUCACUGGACUGCCUUACAGAUUUUCUCUUUUGGAGGAUACUGCUCUACUUACACCAGUGUUUACUGUAUCAGCUACAGAUCCAGACACAGGGUCUGGGGGUCAAAUCUUUUACUCCAUGAAUGCCAGCAGCUCUUCAGUCUUCCAUGUUCCUAUAGUAGUAUCAGUGGAAUCUGGUCCAAUCUAUUUUGUGGAAAUGCAAGACGAUGCUGACUACAAUGAGACGUUUUCCCUAACCUCUAACACUGGUAUCAUUCAUCUGAAAAGAAAACUUGAUUAUGAAACCAAGUCCUUUUACCAUUUCAAAGUGUAUUCCAGGGUAUGUAUCAACUUUUAA
This is a messenger RNA of Biomphalaria glabrata, 1215 nucleotides long. RefSeq names its product cadherin-related family member 1-like. The transcript has 11 exons. Bases 478 to 1215 code for a protein of 245 amino acids. Lineage: Eukaryota; Metazoa; Mollusca; Gastropoda; Planorbidae. The record is from RefSeq and is a predicted model, not a curated record. Gene Ontology annotation, molecular function: calcium ion binding; cadherin binding. Gene Ontology annotation, cellular component: membrane; catenin complex. Gene Ontology annotation, biological process: homophilic cell-cell adhesion.